CACCAAUCCAAUCAACUGCUUGCAAUCCCUCGCCCUUCAAUCCGUUGCGCGCAAAUUAAUGAACGACAACACACCAGCAGUUGCCCAAACACACGCACAUGCACGAGUGAGCCAGUGCACAAGAGUGUCCCAGUGUCCCGUGCUGCACUCCUUCCCUUCCCCCCUGCACCCCUUCCCUGUUGGCUUUGUCUCCAUCCUUCCAUCGCCCCAUCCUUACCACACACACCACAGACACACACCAAACACACCACACACACCAAACACGCACGACCAAAGCAUGGCACGCCGGGUGGUGGCUGUUGUUGCGACGGCGCUCGUUGGACCCGUUGCGGCUGGCUCCAUGAUGCACUCACACAUCGACGCGCACGACCGCGUGUGCGCCAGCGACAACUCCAGCUUCACCGCCAGCGGCGUCGACGACGUAACACGCCUGCUCAACACAAGGGGUGUGGCUAUCGUGGACAGCUGCGUGGACCAGACGGUUCUCGCAAACAGCUGUCGUGUGUUGUGCCGCCACGCGCCCCAAGCGGCAUCGCAGCCUUCCCCGCACCGCACAGCAGCCACGCCAAAGCAUGUGCAGUCCACACGUGGCAGGUUCCAUCGCACUGCCUUUGAGGACGACGACAGCAAGCUUGCCGUCGCCGACAUCCGGAGCGCGGUGGAGCCGUUUGCCCGCGCCUUCUUCGACGCCAGCGACACACAGUGGGACGACGUGUACCUGUCACAGUGCCAGUUCCUGACUUCCCUGCCGCAGUCCGAGGCACAGUUCUACCACCAAGACAACGCGGCGCGUGGACUCACCAUGAUCAUCCCGCUCACAUCCAUCACACUUCCCAUGGGCCCGACGCAGCUUCUGCCCGGAACCCACGCACUCACGCCCACGCACGACAACAACACGCCUCCAGUUUCACGAGAGAACGCGGCCGCUUCGAUAGCGACACCGCCACGGCGGUCGACGCCCCAGUUGCUGCGUGCGCUGGCACAGCAACCCACGUGCAAGGCCGUGGCACAUGCAGGGCAGGCCCUCAUGUACGACUCGCGCACCCUGCACCGCGGCAUGGCCAACAUGUCGGACACACCACGGCCCGUGCUCGUGCUGCGAUACGACCACAGGGCGACACCGCCACCAGGCCAAGGACUCGCGUACACGUUUAUGGUGCGCAUGCUUGGUGCCGCGUUGCACACGUGUUCCUAUUACAUGGCACCCAAGCAAGGUCGUGACAAUGAUGUUGGCGCACCUGCCGACCACGCGUCCUCAACUUCGCCCACCAUACCAUAACCACGAUGUGAGUGAGAGAGUGUGUGUGUGUGCGUGUGUGUGCGUGU
Molecule: messenger RNA, 1326 nt
Organism: Salpingoeca rosetta
Lineage: Eukaryota; Choanoflagellata; Craspedida; Salpingoecidae
Exons: 1
Coding region: 59-1279 (406 amino acids)
Source: RefSeq, a predicted model, not a curated record